AUGGGUCCCAUCCCUUUGUCUUUGGCUCUGGAUCCCAAAGACACUGCUGCCUCUACCGCACCUUGGAUGAAGACUAUCUUACCUACAUUCUUGGCUGGGAUUCGCAGAAAGACAUCACCUCAUGCAUCUUGGGAAUAUUCAGAUUCUCCAUCUCCGAAAAGUGAUAGCUUGAGCAGUCUUCCCACGGAGCUGUUGCAGAGCAUAGCUGAUUUUCUACCUACUUCUUCCGCCGCUGCUUUGACGCUUUGCAACCGCACCACGUUCUUGAAGCUGGGCUCGAAGUACUUGACCAGCAUCAACCAAGCAACUGUAGAACCGUACACCGAAUGGUACCAGACCCAAGACCAAUGCGUGCGCCCGUCACCAGCACAAGUAGAACGCGAAAAGUUCCUGGAGCAGCUCAGCCGAGAUUCGCUCGAAUUUAUCUAUUGCUACUACUGCAAGAAAUUACACCACCCUGAAAAGACCGGCUCAGACAGAAACUGCACCAGAUGUAGCAAAUCCAUCCCAUUUGAGCAGAGGCGCCCUUGUACGCAGUUGGAACGUUACCAAGUUCAUUCCUCCCACCUUCACGGCGAUUUCAAUCACUCCCGAGUUCAGAAUCUCAUGAAGCAUUACCGGCAUGGCAGAGACUACAGCAAUCUCCUGAAGCCGUUGAACAAGACCUGGACCAGCUACCGCGAUGGCUUUACUUUCCAACAGUCCGUACAAUGUCGAGUCCGCAAUGGGCGCUUCAUGGUACGGACCCAGCAUUGGCUCCUGUUUGCUUGGGCCAACGGGCCUGAUGUCCAACUGCCAGAUCAUUAUAAUCUUGGUCUGUGUCCACAUCUGACAUCCACCGGAUAUACCAAAUACCCCGGCAGGCUCGACCGGCUACUUCUCUGCAGGGCCACCCAUCCCCAUUGCUGCGAGUGUGGCGUCUGCUGCGGGGUAAAGGCGUGCAAAGACUGCCCCACCGAGUUCCAGAUCGACACCAAGCUCCUACCCGAGGAGGAUAAGAUGGCGCUGGUGAUCACGACGUGGCGGGAUUUUGGCAAGGCGCAGAGCCCUUUCGAGCCGGAGUGGGAGCAUCAGACGCACGAGAUGCUGAACAAGGUUCAUCCAUGCCCGCGUUUCUACCUGGGGGAGAUCAAGGCCUCCUAUGAGAGGUUUGACUUUGAUGCCCACCAGACGCCUAGUAUGAUAAGAGCGUUGCAGAUAAAGAAAGCGUACUCACCGACGAUAUAUGAACCAGGUUGA
Amorphotheca resinae ATCC 22711 is the source of this 1239-nucleotide messenger RNA. RefSeq lists its product as hypothetical. The coding region runs from base 1 to 1239 and encodes 412 amino acids. Lineage: Eukaryota; Fungi; Ascomycota; Leotiomycetes; Helotiales; Amorphothecaceae. The record is from RefSeq and is a predicted model, not a curated record. The transcript is spliced from 2 exons.